CCGCGAUAAACCUCGCCGACGGCGCGGAGAGAAAUCUGACUCUCCAACCUCCCGUCCUUGGUCCUUACACGCAAUUAUAGGGGCGUGGGUCCCACGUCUCAGUGAGAGAGAGAGAAGCUUUUUUUUUCUACAUCUGAGACGUUCGCCGGAGAUGGCGUCGGAGCUCACGUACCGCGGCGGCGCGGGGGCCCCGGGCUCCGCCUCCGACGGCGGGGAGUACUCCCCCAAGCCCUCCAAGCCGCUCUCCUGGCUCACCCGCGCCGCCCGCUACGCCGCCGCCGAGCACCGCCCCGCCUUCGCCCUCGCCGGGAUGCUCCUCGCCGCCGCCCUCUUCUCCCUCUACGCCCCUUCCUCCGACGCCUCAUCCUCCGCCGCCACCACCACCACCACCACCUUCAGCCACCUCUCCUCGCUCCCGUCGUCGUCGGCGGCGUCGCUGCACGAGUCCGCCGGGGGGAAGGUGCCGCUGGGCCUCCGCCGCCGCGCGCUGCGGGUGCUCGUCACGGGCGGCGCCGGGUUCGUCGGGAGCCACCUCGUGGACCGCCUGGUGGAGCGCGGCGACAGCGUGAUCGUCGUCGACAACUUCUUCACGGGGCGCAAGGACAACGUGGCGCACCACCUCGCCAACCCGCGAUUCGAGGUGAUCCGCCACGACGUCGUCGAGCCCAUCCUGCUCGAGGUCGACCAGAUCUACCACCUCGCCUGCCCCGCUAGCCCCGUGCACUACAAGUACAACCCCAUCAAGACCAUCAAGACCAACGUGGUUGGGACACUGAACAUGCUUGGAUUGGCCAAGAGGAUUGGGGCAAAAUUUCUCCUCACCAGCACCAGUGAGGUAUAUGGAGAUCCCCUCCAGCACCCUCAGGUGGAGACUUACUGGGGCAAUGUCAACCCCAUUGGUGUUAGAAGCUGCUAUGAUGAGGGCAAGCGCACAGCUGAAACGUUGACCAUGGAUUACCACCGUGGUGCCAACCUUGAGGUGAGGAUUGCUCGGAUUUUUAACACAUAUGGUCCUCGCAUGUGCAUUGAUGAUGGCCGUGUUGUCAGCAACUUUGUUGCUCAGGCACUGAGGAAGGAACCUUUGACUGUCUAUGGUGAUGGCAAGCAGACUAGGAGCUUUCAAUAUGUCUCUGAUUUGGUGGAAGGGUUGAUGAGCUUGAUGGAAGGGGAGCACAUAGGACCAUUUAACCUGGGUAAUCCGGGUGAGUUCACCAUGCUGGAGCUGGCUAAGGUUGUCCAGGACACCAUUGAUCCGAAUGCUCGCAUUGAGUUCCGUCCGAACACUGCGGAUGAUCCACACAAGCGCAAGCCUGACAUCACCCGUGCGAAAGAGCUCCUGGGCUGGGAGCCCAAGGUUCCCCUGCGUGAGGGCCUUCCCCUCAUGGUUACCGACUUCCGCAAACGCAUCUUUGGCGACCAGGAAGCCUAAUCUGCAGCAGCUGGUGGCAUGUAUUAAAUUUCAACAUGACAACGGCACACAACUCAUUAAAAUCCUAUAACUUGUACUUUAUAGUAACUACAUGUGGAGAAGUUAAAUCGGGUAGAAAUACUUGGAAAGGAAAUUGGUGCCUUGGUUCUUUGGUUGCUUCAUACCUCACGGACAAAAUGGCCAUGGCUGAAUACAUAGCUAGUUCUUUGGACACAUGGGGAUGCUACUAAUACUAUCAAUCUAUCAUAGGCACUACUGUAAGCUACUGUCUUUUUUGGUCUUGCUCAUAGAAGCCAUAUGGUGUUAUACAUGUAAUCUUUAUUGGAAACUCGAUAUAUGUUUCAGUAUGAACAGAACAUUCCACUUGCUUACAUGAAGCAUCUUUUUAAACUUUUUUUUGA
This is a messenger RNA of Oryza sativa Japonica Group (Japanese rice), 1830 nucleotides long. RefSeq names its product UDP-glucuronic acid decarboxylase 4. Gene Ontology annotation, cellular component: cytoplasm. The record is from RefSeq and is a predicted model, not a curated record. Gene Ontology annotation, biological process: D-xylose metabolic process. Gene Ontology annotation, molecular function: NAD+ binding; UDP-glucuronate decarboxylase activity. Lineage: Eukaryota; Viridiplantae; Streptophyta; Magnoliopsida; Poales; Poaceae.